Panicum virgatum (switchgrass) is the source of this 2407-nucleotide messenger RNA. RefSeq names its product origin recognition complex subunit 4-like. The transcript has 2 exons. Gene Ontology annotation, cellular component: nucleosome; nucleus; nucleolus. Gene Ontology annotation, molecular function: double-stranded DNA binding; nucleosomal DNA binding. Bases 153 to 2060 code for a protein of 635 amino acids. Gene Ontology annotation, biological process: chromosome condensation; negative regulation of DNA recombination; regulation of DNA-templated transcription. The record is from RefSeq and is a predicted model, not a curated record. Lineage: Eukaryota; Viridiplantae; Streptophyta; Magnoliopsida; Poales; Poaceae.
AUGUCUCGCUCUCACAUCACCCACGCCGCCGCACCGCUCCACCCCCCCCCCCCCCCCCCCCCCCCCAUCUCCACCCAGUAGGGAUACCCCGGUAGGAAGGGGGGGAAACAGGAGCAGCAGCAGCAGCAACCAGCAAGCGGUGGCAAGGCGGAAUGGUGGUCGCCGUCGCGUCGCCCUCGUCGGCGGCGCCCUCUGCCGGCCGCCCCCACCCGACGUACAAGGAGAUGGUCGUGCAGGCGCUGACGGAGCUGCGGGACCCGGGCGGCUCGAGCCGCCGCGCCAUCGCCAGCUACAUCGCCGACCACUUCUCCGGCCUCCACUCUAGCCACGAGGCGCUCCUCUCCGCCCACCUCCGCCGCCUCAGGUCCCAGGGCCAACUUCGCCUCGUCUCCGGCAACUACUUCCUCUCCACCGACGCUCCCCCUCCGCAGCAGCGGCGGGGCCCCGGCCGCCCGCCCAAGCAGAAGCGUGGCCGGGGGCGGCCUCGCAAGAACGCAGAUUUAGCUCCUUCCGCUCCGAUUCCGAACCUUCAGGGGCCCAAGCGAGGGCCUGGACGCCCGCGGAAGAACGCACUUGUCCCAGUGGCUUCAUCAUCUGCUUUCUCACUGCUGGGAGCAAUUGCUGCGUCAUCUCCAUCUGGGGUCAAGCGGGGGCGUGGACGCCCACGGAAGAACGCCCUUGGCCCGGUGGCUGAAAUCUCUGCUUCGCCGCUGCCGGGAGCGACCGCUUCGCCGCCUCCAUCUGGGGUCAAGCGGGGGCGUGGACGCCCACGAAAGAAUGCCAUUGUCCCGGUGGCUUCCUCUGCUUUGUCGCUACCGGGAGGGGUUGCUCUGCUGCCUCCAUCUGGGAUCAAGAGGCGGCGUGGACGCCCACGGAAGGAGGCUUUUGUCCUGGUGGCUUCCUCUACUUCGCCGCUGCCAGGAGCAACUGCUGCACCACCCACAUCUGGGGUCAAGCGGGGGCGUGGACGCCCACGGAAGAACGCCCUUGCCAUGGUAGUUUCCUCUUCUUUGCCGCUGCUGGGAGCGAUUGUUCAGCCAUCUCCAUAUGGGGUCAAGCGGGGGCGUGGACGCCCGCGCAAGAAUUCCUACCCAGUUGCUUCGCCGCUGCUGGGAGUAGUAUCUGUGAGUAGUGACAGUGUAGUUGGUGCAAAGAGGGGACGAGGGCGCCCUCCUAAGGUUGUGGUUGCCGGGAAGAGAAAGCAUGGCCGACCUCCUAAGGAGAAGAUGCAACCUGAACCUGUGCAAUCUGCAGUUGCUCCAUUGACUAAGAGGGGGCCUGGAAGACCAAGGAAGGAGAAGACAUUGGAAAGUGGGCACUUGAAAGCUGCACAGAUGGAUGAGGGUCGACAUGAAGCACUGCCACUGUUAGCAGAAGCUGCAAGCCAAGCUGAGGCUGUGCCAAAUGAAGUUGGAGCUAGGAGUUUGCAACCCUUUGGCAAUUCUUUGAUGGAGAAGAGAGGUUGCGGGCGACCUAGAAAGAGGCCAUUGGAAACUGAAACUGCUGAAACAGGAGUUGCUGCAUUGGUGGUCAAGAGGGGGCGGGGGAGGCCAAGAAAGGAGAAUCCAACGGCAGGGAGGUCUACAGAAACUGGGCUUACUGCAUCGAUGGGGAUCAAAAGAGGGCCUGGAAGGCCAAGAAAGGAGAAUCCAUCGGCAGGGAGGUCUACAGAAACCGGGCUUACUGCAUCAAUGGGGAUUAAAAGAGGGCCUGGAAGGCCAAGAAAGGUCAGGCCUUCUGAAACCGUGUCUGUGGAAACUGCAGUUGAGGUAUUUACGGACUUGACAGAAGGGAGGCCUGAAAAGGGUGAGGAUCUGGCAUCAAGGAAGGAAACAGAAACUCAAGGUGUACUUUUGGUUGAGGAGAUGGAUGCUCAGCCUGCAAAUGCUGGAGGUGUGCUAGUGUCUGGAGAAGAGGCAGAAAUUGCUCCCAUGGAUGCUGGAGGUGCAGUGCCUAGGGUAGUGUCAGGAGAGGAGGCAGCAAUUGCUCCCAAGGAUGCUGGUGGUGCAAUGCCAGGAGUUGAUCCAAUGGACUCUGAUGUGGGCACCAAGAGUCAUUAGUGGACCGAGGGCAGCAACAGCAAGAAUGAGAGAAUGAUAGUACCUGGAAAACAGAGUAGAACCUGUAGUUGUGGAACUGUGUUCAUGUCAUAAUGGAUAUAGUUAAUCAACAUACUGCAAAGAUUGCCAUAUGUUUGCAACCAAGAUGAUUACUGGUAUGAUUUGAGUAGUUUAAUUGGAGUCUGCACUGGAUGAGUUUCUUUGGGGGUUUAGAUUUAAAUUUGUAAUCUACAUCUUCUUCCAUUGACAAAGACUAGAGCAUUUAUAGUUUGUUGCUUGUACUGAAACUAGCUCGUUUUCUGGUUUCAUCAUCUUUUAUUGAUCUGUUCACAUAAUGUUUCUGUUUU